UCGAGACAGAGACGCAAGAGGCAGACGGUGUGUCUUUCAGCCCCAGUUCUUCUGCGACCAGCCAUCCAGACGUGCUGCUGUGCUUCGUGGUGUCUUGGCCAGCUUUGUGCUGUUGUGUGCUGCGUAGUUGUGUACCUUCAAGUGUGUGUGUUGCACAGUGUAGCUCUCUUGUGCGGCGGUGCUUUGCUGUGUGGUGCUGCCCCUGUUGUGUUGUGUCUGGUUGUGUAGCUCCUGUGCUGUGUUGUGUAGAGAUGGACAAGUCUGCGGGGCUCCUGAGCUCCCUAUCCUGCCUGACCCAGACCUCCUCCCCGAAACAGCACAAACAGCCUCCUGCACCCCAUACCCGGGGUUUUGGGGUCCCAGUGACAGUAGAGAGCUCAGUCCCCUUCUUGAGUGGGGGGUCAUACUCCCUGGGACCCCUAUACCCCCAUCCUGGCCCCCAAGACUACCUGUCCUUCCCUCCGGCUCACCCCCCUGGCCACUCUGGUUUCCGACACCCCACGCUGGGGGGGUUCCCAGCCCUGCCCCCGUUCUCCCACUCCCCGGCCCCCCACCCCUCGCUCUCGUUCCCCGAGGGGAUGGAGCGCCUCUCCAGCGCCUACGCCGCCGCCCUGGCCGCCACCAUGAGCACCAACAAGAGGCUGGGGUCCCCCGCACCCCCCUGCACCCCUCCCGAGGAGCGCCCCCCGCCCCAGCGCCGCGCCCGAGAGAGAGACCGGCGGCAGAGGGACGACAGCGGGAUGGAGGGCCUGCUGGACGCAGCCAAGAGGGGGCGCCGGACAGCCAGCCCCGACAGCGCCGGACCUGCUGGCCCGCGGAGAGAGAGGUUCAGUGAAGCCCCCCUCUCUCUGCGAUGCCCACUGUGUCAGACUGACCUCGCCCGAGCCGAGCUCCUGGACCACCUGCGCAGUGAACUGGAACACAUGGACUCACUGCCAGCCAGCCUCUCUCAGUCAGAGCACCUCCAGGAGCUGCAGGGCUGUGAUCAGUCUCCCUCAUUGGGGUCGCCCCCUUCCGAAGAUGAGGGGCACAAACUGGACAGACAGCAGAUGUUCCUGCAGGUGAAGACCAACAGAGAGGCUCGUCUGGGAGUUCGUGCAGGGAGCUGCAGGAGGAACAGGGCUCUGGAUGAUCACCAGGAGGCCCCCCCAGUGAAGACACUCAGACUUACAGACUCAGAGGAGAACAGCGGGGACAGGACUCCCAGCGCUGGUGCAGGAAGAGAAGCAGAAGAAUGUAACGAGGGGCUGGGCUGUGCCUCGCGCAUUGAGGGACAGCUGGGAAACCCCUUCGGUGUGGACAGUGAGCUGGACUCCGAGCCGGAGGGCUCCUCAUUCCCAGUGCGAGAGAAGGAAGCCGAGUCCAAUAGCAGGAGUGAAGCAGAUACAGCCAUUAGCUGUACAGGGGAGUCAGCAGAGCCGCUCCGAGCCCGCAUCACAGCGCUGACGGCCCGACUGCAGCAGAGAGAGACCUACCGCUGUCACGUCUGCCUGGACUCCUACUCUGUACCAGUGGCAUCUAUCCAAUGUUGGCACAUCCACUGUGAGGACUGCUGGCUCCGCUCACUGGGUUCAAAGAAGCUCUGUCCGCAAUGCAACACAAUAACCUCCCCCAGUGACCUGCGCCGGGUCUACCUGUGACAGGGUGCCAGAAACCUUCCCACCUGACUGCCAUACUUGCAUGUCACACCUAUACCAAACCACACAAGCGAGGACUGGCGCCAUCUGGUGUUCACCCUGCCUCUGUACAAGAAGCGGAUUCAGUCACUGUCCUCUGGCACGUGUACUGUAGGUCUCGUGACCUCUCUUGUGUCCCAGAGGUCAUGUGACAAACCCCUUGUGCAGGCGCUGCC
Molecule: messenger RNA, 1852 nt
Organism: Lepisosteus oculatus (spotted gar)
Lineage: Eukaryota; Metazoa; Chordata; Actinopteri; Semionotiformes; Lepisosteidae
Source: RefSeq, a predicted model, not a curated record